Molecule: messenger RNA, 1258 nt
Organism: Amborella trichopoda
Lineage: Eukaryota; Viridiplantae; Streptophyta; Magnoliopsida; Amborellales; Amborellaceae
Product: PTI1-like tyrosine-protein kinase At3g15890
Biological process (GO): protein phosphorylation
Molecular function (GO): protein kinase activity; ATP binding
Source: RefSeq, a predicted model, not a curated record
CUUCCCUCCUCCUCUAAGACCAGACAUCAACCUCCGGAGAGAAGAUGAGACAUCAACCUAUGGAGAGAAGAUGAGUGCCGAAAAGAGCACAAGUUUUAAGCCCUCUUGGUUUUGAGAUCAGAAAUGAACAAAGAUUAUCCAUGGGAGUUUUUCACACUUAAACAGCUCCUUCAGGCGACAAACAACUUCCAUAAUGAUAACAAGCUUGGAGAGGGAGGCUUUGGGAGCGUCUAUUGGGGUCGAACUAGUGAUGGAUCAGAGAUAGCGGUAAAACGUCUCAAAUCUAUGACAGCAAAAGCUGAAAUGGAAUUUGCUGUGGAAGUAGAGAUACUAGGGAGGGUUCGACAUAAGAAUUUGUUGGGUCUACUAGGGUUUUAUGCAGGUGGAGAAGAAAGGCUUAUAGUCUAUGAUUACAUGCCUAAUCAUAGCUUGAUCACUCAUCUCCAUGGCCCCAAAGGUGCAGAGGCAUUGUUGGAUUGGCCUCGUAGGAUGAACAUCGCAAUUGGAUCUGCAGAAGGACUAGCGUACUUGCACCAUGAGGCGAACCCCCACAUAAUACACAGAGACAUUAAGGCAAGCAAUGUGUUGUUAGAUUCUGAUUUUCAACCAAAAGUUGCAGAUUUCGGUUUUGCAAAGUUGAUUCCAGAAGGUGUAAGCCAUCUAACUACAAGGGUGAAGGGCACAUUAGGCUAUCUGGCACCUGAAUAUGCAAUGUUGGGGAAAGUCUCAGAGAGUUGUGACGUUUAUAGCUUCGGGAUCCUACUGUUAGAGAUAAUCAGUGGGCGCAAGCCGAUCGAGAAGUUGCCCGGUGGUAUUAAAAGGGAUAUUGGCCAAUGGGCAACUCCAUUCUAUGAGAAAGGAGAUCUCCAUCAAAUUAUCGAUCCGAGGUUAAGGAGCAGUUUUGACAGGGCUCAGUUAAAGGUUGCUAUUGAGGUAGCCAUGAGAUGCAUAGAAAGCACUCCAGAACUAAGGCCUACAAUGAUUGAAAUAGUUGAUACAUUGAAGGGUGGUGGGGAGAAGAUGAAGAAGGAGAUAAAAAUAAUGGAGCUUAGCAAUUCUACAAUUACUGAUGAUGAUAGCUACUAUUAUGAAGAAAAUGUAGUAAGAAGAACUGAAGUGAAAACAAGAAUAAGAUGAAGUGAAAUUAGACUACAGAGGACUUGUAUUUGUUGGAUAAAGUUUGUAUCAUGCUUUAGAUCCAAACAAAAUGUAAACUUUCGAUUCCUUCCAUUAAAAAACAGGGCGUGAUAAAUAUUGA